AAGGGUAGAUAACACACUCUUUGACGUAGCGUUUUUCAAAGGCUCAAGACACUGACUGCGGCUGAGUGUCUGUCUGCUGGAGAUAAAGGGAACACUGUGAGUUUAGAACCAGGUUGCAAGUAUGGCUGCGAAAUUUUACGAACUCACAGCUAACCUACUGACGGGAGAACCGUUCAGUUUUUCUAGCCUUAAGGGCAAAGUUGUCCUCAUUGAGAAUGUGGCGUCUCUCUGAGGUACGACCUCCAGGGAUUACACCCAGAUGAACGAGCUCCACGAGCGCUACGGCAGCAAAGGGCUCGUUAUCCUGGGAGUACCCUGCAACCAGUUCGGCCAUCAGGAGAACUGCAAGAACGAAGAAAUCCUGCUGUCUCUGAAGUAUGUCCGUCCUGGAAAUGGCUUCGAGCCAAAGUUCCAGCUCCUGGCCAAGGUGGAUGUGAAUGGCAAGGACGCCCAUCCUUUGUUUGUGUUCCUGAGAGAGUCACUUCCAUUCCCCAGCGACGAUCCGUCCUCCUUGAUGGGUGAUCCCAAAUGUAUCAUCUGGAGCCCCGUAUGCAGGAACGACGUGUCCUGGAACUUUGAGAAGUUCCUCAUAGGGCAAGAUGGAGUGCCGUUCAAGCGUUACAGCAGGAGGUUCCUCACCAGCAACAUUGAGGGAGACAUCAAGAAGCUCCUGAACCAGGCUAACUAAUGCACCGUCCUCACCUGUUCCAUAUUCUCAGAACUGUCUAAGCGUGCUUAAUAUUUCUGUUCAGCUCUGUAGAUGGUGUUUGACUCUGUUUAGACCACCUGUGCUCACUUGUACCUGAUGGCUGUCUUCUGUUCUUAUACUAAAUGAAGGCAUCCUCUGAAACCAAGCGAUUUGUGAGGAGGAUAUCUGAUGAAAUGUAAAAGGCUGAAUAUUUCCAGCUGAAUUGGGUGCAUGUAAAGCACAGCUGUGUUUCAAUGUGUUAAGAGGACCAAUAAAUGUAUUUUUACAAAAAGAAA
This is a messenger RNA of Notolabrus celidotus (New Zealand spotty), 984 nucleotides long. It is a transcript of the gene gpx1b, whose product is annotated as glutathione peroxidase 1b. Lineage: Eukaryota; Metazoa; Chordata; Actinopteri; Labriformes; Labridae. Gene Ontology annotation, cellular component: mitochondrion; cytosol. Gene Ontology annotation, biological process: response to selenium ion; response to hydrogen peroxide; hydrogen peroxide catabolic process. Gene Ontology annotation, molecular function: glutathione peroxidase activity. The transcript has 2 exons. The record is from RefSeq and is a predicted model, not a curated record.